This is a messenger RNA of Eruca vesicaria subsp. sativa (arugula), 2604 nucleotides long. The record is from the annotation of a GenBank genome assembly. Lineage: Eukaryota; Viridiplantae; Streptophyta; Magnoliopsida; Brassicales; Brassicaceae.
AUGAGUAGUGAUGGCUCUAGAGAGGGAUCUCCAGAUUGGCUUCGUUCUUUCCAGGCACCAGUCACCACUUCAUUGUUAUCAUUAUCUUCAUCGUCUGGUCCAGAUAAUAGUCCUUACAGGGAAUCUGAAACCAUUUCGUCUCUUCCUCUGCCUGAUGAUCCUAAAACGAAGUUGGUGACAAGGCAAGUCUUUUCUAGAAAGAAGAAACCAGAUGCUACUCUCAACCUUGAAGGUACUGAAGACUGUGUUUUUUGCUCUGAGAUUUUAAAAGAAAACACUAUUAUUAGCACUGGAGGAGAUGAUUCUGUAUGGCUUGUCUCAUCUGAUUCUGAACCACCCUCCAAUGAUCCGAUAAGGGAGCAAGUAAUUAUCUCAACUGAAAAGGAUGAGGAUCUUGUUAUUCUAGAUGAAGAGGUAGAACCAGCGGUUAUGAAGGCUCAAAAGAAAAAAUCUCCGAAGAAAAAGCCAAAUAGUGGCCGCCAGAUACCCAAAGAAGAGAACAGUGCACAAGAAAUAAGCGAAGAUAAAGAUACAGAUUCCAUAGUAGCCGAGGAAGUUACAACGGAUAAGAACACCAAGCCUUCUUCUGGCUCAAGUUCAAGAUUGCCUUUGGUUCUUUCUGAGAAGGUGAAUCGUACAAAGGUACUCGUUGAAUGUGAAGGGGACUCAAUAGAUCUGAGCGGAGACAUGGGAGCUGUUGGACGCGUGGUUGUUUCAGACACAACCGAGGACGUGUUCUUGGACUUGAAAGGAACCAUAUAUAAAUCAACUAUUGUCCCAUCCAGAACAUUUUGCAUACUCUUUUUGUUGGAUUAUAUGUUUCCUUGUCAGAUUGAAGCUAUUAUGAAUGAUUUCAUACAGCUAACCCCAGUAUCUAACGUCUAUGAAGCAGAAACUAUGGUGGAAGAUCAGCUCGGGUUUUCGUUCGAAUCAGAUGAUGAAGGUAACAAAAACGCAAAGACUGGUACAAAGCCUCCAGAUGAUCAAAGUGGAGACACAGCAGCCAUAACCAAAGGAAAUGGCAAAGCAAAAGGGGAACCUGUUGUAGGAAAAAAGAGAGGAAGACCAUCUAAAGAGAAGCAGCAACCACCAACAAAGAAAGCUAGAAUUCUUCAUCUCUCUUCUCCUUCACUUUACCAAAAAAUCGCAUCGAUUCUUAGGGUUUCUAAAAAAUUCUCGAAUCUGUUCCUGAAUCGUAUCUCUGAUCCUGAUUUUGUUAAAAAAAGAAAAAGAAAAAAAAAGAGUAUGGAAGUUUUAUCGCUAGACUCACUACCGGUGGGGUUUAGAUUCAGUCCAACGGACGAGGAGUUAGUCCGUUACUAUCUCCGUCAAAAGAUCAACGGCCGUGACGAAGAAGUCAGAGUGAUCCGUGAAGUCGAUAUCUGCAAGUGGGAGCCAUGGGAUCUACCUGAUCUUUCUGUGGUGAAGACGACAGACUCGGAGUGGUUAUUCUUCUGUCCAUUGGAUAGGAAGUAUCCGAGUGGAAGUAGGAUGAAUCGAGCUACUGUUGCUGGAUACUGGAAGGCUACUGGGAAAGACCGGAAGGUUAAAUCAGGAAGCACUAAGAUUAUAGGUGUUAAGAGGACUCUAGUCUUCUACACUGGUCGUGCUCCUAAGGGGACACGAACCUGUUGGAUUAUGCAUGAGUAUCGCGCUACUGAGAAGGAUCUUGAUGGGACCAAGCCUGGCCAGAACCCAUUUGUUGUAUGCAAGUUGUUUAAGAAGCAAGAUGUUGUGAGUGAAGCAUCACCAGAAUGUGAAGCUGAACCAGCAGUCUCGUCUCCAACUGUUGUGGAUGAGAUGAGGUCUGAGGUUGAAGUGUCUGAUGUGUCUUUGGCUUUCCCUACAAAGGAAGAACCAAAGCAUUCUGAUGUUGCGGAAUCUUCUCUUGUAGUCUCUGGCGAGUGUCAGAGUGAAGUCUCUGCCCCUGAGGUUACAACCACCGAGCUUGACCAUAUCGAUUGGAGUUCCUACUUGGAGUUCGAGUCCCUGGAACACACUAUGUUCUCUCCCUUGCAUUCUCAGGUGCAAUCUGAGCUCGGUCCCGCUUUCAAUGAUUUUCAGUAUGGGUCAAACGAACCAUUCAGAAACCAGAAUGAUGCUCACAUUCAGACACAGUACGGUUCAAACGACCCCGACCAGUAUAUGUUCGACCUCUUGGAUUCGACUUUCCAGAUUCCCUAUGACUUACCAGAGAUUAAACAACUAUCGCAACCGAUGCCAGAACAGAUUCUAUAUGAGCCACAGAGUCUAGUCAACACGAGUAACAAGAUCAAUAACGAUGUAUCUGAAACAGGAAUCAAGAUUAGGACACGAAGGCCACAAGCCCCGGCUUGUGCUGAACAGUUUGUAAUGCAGGGCAAUGCCUUUAGAAGGUUACGUCUUCAGGUUAACCAUAACAAUCAACAGCCAGAAACUGACGGUCCUCAGAAAGAGGUCAAGGACACAACAUGUGGAGGUUUCAUGAGAUCAAAGAGCAGGACCGAGUUCAUAUUCAACAAGGUUGCAUCUAUGGGAUGUUCAUACAGUGGGCUGCUCAAAGCUGGAGUUGUAGCGGUUGUGUUUGCCAUGUCUGUUUGCAGUCUAACCGGUAAAUUUCGUUGA